This is a messenger RNA of Arachis duranensis, 876 nucleotides long. RefSeq names its product protein ALP1-like. The record is from RefSeq and is a predicted model, not a curated record. Bases 1 to 876 code for a protein of 291 amino acids. The transcript is spliced from 4 exons. NCBI's taxonomy places the organism in Eukaryota, Viridiplantae, Streptophyta, Magnoliopsida, Fabales, Fabaceae.
AUGGGUCCACAUGCCUUUCUAGAGUUAUGUGCAAAAUUAAGGGCAACCGGUCAUGUGAAGGAUACUAUACAUGUCACAGUUGAGGAGCAAGUAACUAGAUUCUUAUAUAUUAUAGGUCAUAAUGUUAAAAAUAGAACCAUUUCAUUCUUCUUCCACCGGUCUGGAGAGACAAUCAGUCGUAAUUUUCAUGCUGUUCUAAGAGCUGUAAUCUCACUUGAAGAAGAGUUUCUUCAGCAAUCUUCCGGAACAACCAUUCCCUCAGAGAUUCUUCGAAGCAAUAGAUUUUAUCCAUAUUUUAAGGACUGUGUUGGAGCCAUUGAUGGAACACAUGUCAGAGUCAAGGUUCCAAUAGCUGAUCAACCUAGAUUUCGUGGAAGAAAAGAAUGGCCAACUCAUAAUGUACUUGCUGCGUGUGGCUUUGAUAUGAGAUUCACAUAUGCUUUAGCAGGAUGGGAAGGCACUGCAUCUGACUCUAAAGUUCUUAAAAGUGUACUAUCAAGGGAUGAUAGGCUCAAAAUUUCAAGAGGCAAAUUUUAUCUUGGGGAUGCUGGAUUCAUGCUUAAACAUGCUCUAAUAACUCCAUAUCGAGGCAUACGAUACCAUUUAAAAGAGUUUGAUGGACGUGGUACAGAACCUUAUUAUGACGUAGAGGUUAUGGUUGACAUUGUCCUAGCAUGCAUUAUACUCCACAAAUUUUUAAUGGGUGUAGAUCCUGACCAUCACUUAAUUUCUCAAGUGGAUCAAGAAUUACAAAAUAAUAAUCCAGAAGCCACUAAUGAGGAAAGAGAAGAAGUAAAUGAAGAUUACAGGCGAGGUGUAGUGCUUAGGGAUAACAUGGCGGCUCAAAUGUGGACAGACUAUCAAAUUGAAAGAUGA